GCUACCAUGGCAACUCGGCUGUUGGGUAUUUUCCUACAGCCCUCAACCCUCUCAAACUUCACACCCAGUCAUCAGGCUGGAGGCAGGAAGGGGGCGUUACGAAGUGCUUAUAACUGGCUUUGCUCUCCACCUGGCACACACAACUCGUAUCCUGCACCUUGUCUGAGUGCAGCUGCAGUAUGUUCCCCAACCAGGGCCCCGCUGGCCCAGGGGGAUAUUCCACGCAGGGCCCCCCUGGCUCUGGGUGGAAUAUCGCUCAGCCGGUUCCGGUUUGCCCUCCGCCAGUCUCCACCUGCUGCUCUGGCGGGGGACACGGCCACGGGCAUGGUGGAGGCCACGGCCACGGGCAUGGUGGAGGCCACGGCCACGGCCACGGGCAUGGAGGGCAUGGGCACGGCCACGGGCACGGGCACGGGCAUGGAGGCCACGGGCAAGCAUGUUGUCAACAAGGCCAUGGACACGGACAUGGACACGGUCAUGGACCUGGGCACGGACACGGACACGGACAUGGACACGGACAUGGACACGGACAUGGACAUGGACAUGGACAUGGCAAGCACUCUGGCAGCAGCAGCUCCUCCAGUGGCAGUGACUCCGACUCUGACGGGGGCAAGGGGUGCGGCAAGGGGAAGGGCAAGGGCAAACGCCGCCGCAAGCGCUGCAAAUGCAGGCACGGCAAGAGGAAGCACGGCAAGAAGAGGCACGGGAAAGGAAAGCACUCUGGUGGGAGCUCCUGCAGCCAGACCAGCUCGGAUUCAGACUAGAGCGCCACCUGCAGGCUCAUCUCAGCAACUGCCUCCAGUUUACUCUGUCACCAUACAUGCUUUAUUUGGAUUUAUAAAGUAUAUAUAUGAUAAUCAAGAAAUGCACUUACUUUUUGCAUUUACUCAAACAUAGAUUUGUUGCAUGAUUGUGGGCGUAAAGGAUUUUAAAAUACUGUUUCAUUGUUUCAUUCUGUCUGACCGUGCACAUGACCCAAUAAAUUGUUGAGUUUUGUGUUAA
This is a messenger RNA of Engraulis encrasicolus (European anchovy), 1002 nucleotides long. RefSeq lists its product as uncharacterized. The transcript has 4 exons. The record is from RefSeq and is a predicted model, not a curated record. Bases 7 to 897 code for a protein of 296 amino acids. Lineage: Eukaryota; Metazoa; Chordata; Actinopteri; Clupeiformes; Engraulidae.